UGCAAUGCUUCGGGAGAGAGCAGAUACAUAUUGAAUACAUUAUAGCAGAGCAGCUUCUUCAACAGUGCUGUAAGGUUGCUCUGCAAUGUAGGCUGAUGUAUUUUCUUCUAAACGCCUUAACAAAUGCCAGCACUGCAUCGGCACCUUGAAAUGCAUCUUCAUUUGUUUUCUCUCCAUACUCGUUCGUAUGUACCAAUGUAGGCAGAAACGGGGGCUCUAGACAAACCCGUGGAGACACCUUUACGUGGAGUAAUCUGAAAAUUCAUUGGAUUGCGGGUCUCGCAACGAUUCGUGUGUGUUUUGCAGACUCGUUCCCGCAUUGUUUUGCAGUGCGCGAGGAAGUGAGGGAACGGAUUUGGCGACACGGACCGAUAAACUGCCGACAAUGAAUGUGGAAUUAUCUCCAGCUGCAACAUGGCUGCUGCUUAGAUGUUUACUGGAAAAGUUGAGCCCCGAACAUUAAAUUGUUACUUUUCUUUGUACUAAUCUCUUGCUAAAAAGAAGAAGAAAAAAAUAACUUUUCUGACAUAAUUCAACUCUGGUUUGGACUGGACAGGAUUGGACUCUACAGAGAAUCAGCGUGAGUGUAGCUCGCCGUCAUUCGCUUUUGAUUCCUGCAUGACAGCAAACCAUCACAGAAGACUUUCCCUGCAUAUUCUCGCUUACCAACAUCACCAACUCCGUGAAAGACGUGUAAUCACAGGGUAGAAAAUGCAUUUCUCCAUCCCUGAGACGGAAGUGCGCUCCGAUGAAAACGGAUCUACAUAUGUGGCUUACAAUAUCCAUGUCAAUGGUGUCUUGCAUUGUCGGGUACGUUACAGCCAACUCCUGGGUCUGCAUGAACAGAUAAAGAAAGAAUAUGGAAAUAAUGUGGUGCCAGCUUUCCCUCCAAAGAAGAUCUUCACACUCACACCAGCUGAAGUCGAGCAAAGGAGAGAACAACUUGAGAAGUACAUGCAAGCUGUGCGUCAAGACCCAAUUCUGGGAUCCACUGAGAUGUUCAACAGCUUUUUGAGAAAAGCUCAACAGGAAACCCAGCAGAUCCCCACUGAGGAGGUGCAACUUGAAAUCUACCUGUCCAGUGGUCAGAAGGUCAAAGUGAACAUCCUCACAUCUGACCAGACCGAAGAUGUUCUUGAGGCUGUGGCCUCUAAGCUUGACCUCCCUGAAGAGCUUGUUGGAUACUUCAGCCUUUUCCUGCUUCAAGAGAGGGGGGAUGGGGGCUGCACAUAUGUGAGAAAACUGCAAGAAUUUGAGCUGCCCUACGUGUCUGUCACCAGUCUGCACAGUCCUGAUUACCACAUCGUCCUCCGCAAAAGCUACUGGGAUACAGCAUAUGACAGUGAUGUCAUGGAUGAUAGUGUGGGACUAAACUUGUUAUAUGCUCAGACAGUGUCUGACAUAGAGUGGGGAUGGAUCCUGGUGAACAAAGAGCAGCACAGACAGCUCAAGUCCCUGCAGGAGAAGGGCUCAAAGAAGGAGUUCAUCAGAUUGGCUCAGACACUGAAGUACUAUGGCUAUAUCAAGUUUGAUCCUUGCAUCACAGAUUUUCCAGAAAAAGGAUGUCAUGUUAUAGUUGGUGCGGGCAACAACGAGCUCAACUUUCACGUCAAACUUCCCAGUGAGCAGAUGAAAGAGGGCAGCUUCAAAGUCACACGCAUGAGAUGCUGGCGGGUCACUUCAUUUCAGGUGCCGGUGGCGAAUGGUACCGCAAACUCGAGCAGUUCCAGUAAAUGUGAUGUGAAACUAGAGCUGGCCUUCGAGUACUUGAUGAGCAAAGACCGCCUGCAGUGGGUCACCAUCACCAGUCCACAGGCCAUCAUGAUGAGUAUCUGUCUCCAGUCUAUGGUAGAUGAGCUGAUGGUGAAGAAAUCUGGCAGAAGUAUUAAAAAGCAGAUGCAGAAGAAGCGACUGAACGGCUCACUCCAUCGAUCUGACAGUCAGCAAGCUGUGAAGUCUCCUCCCUUACUGGAUUCCCCUGAUCCCAGUCGCGAACAAGUAGUCAAACUUUCUACCAAGCUGUCUUCAGUCUCCCUGAGAGGACUUAGUUCUUCCAACUCAGCUAGUGACAUCAGUGGCAAUGAUUUCCAUGGAAACUACGCCUUUGAAGGAAUCGGGGACGAUGACCUGUGAUGGAGCUGCCCUCAUACAUUGGACUAAAGGGGGGAGCACAGAAUAAUUGAGCAGUUUCUCUGACCUGAGUGUAGUUAAAUACGGAAAAUGUUAUAACUCCUUUCUGAAUAGUUUUGAAAAUUUAUAUAUUGGAGCUAAAAUAAACAUUUUAGCUCUAAGGGUCUCAAAAAUUGACUUGCCUCAAAGUAAAUCAUUUUGACUCAAAGUCUCUCAUUAGCCUUAUGUUGAAGUAUUAAACUGAAUAUCUCAGUUGAAGUAAACUAAAAUUUGAUAACAUUUCAGAUUUUUCCUUUAGGGCAUAAUUGGGGAAAAUGCCAAUGAUUAAAUUAAUCCAGGGUUACAAAGCUGCCUCAGGGCAAUUUACUGUAUUCAAGAGAGACAUAAAUUUUAGGCUGUGAUGAAGGUUCCCUCUGUAGAUAGGCUUCAAUGAAUCGUACUUCCUUAAUAGAGACUCAAAACUGUGCUUUUCCUCAUAUCUCAUCAUCGGGUGGUGUGAAAUUAAAUUCCUGCUGCCUCAUUUUCUCUUGCUCAUGACUGCAAUUGCCUACUAGAGAAAGAUCCAUACCAGCAAAGUAUGUUCAUAUUUUCCUUUUCAAAAACCUAGCAAGAAUAUUUAAUAGAAAAGUGGUUUGCUUCGUAUCGUGCAGUGUGCCAAUGUUUGCCAAUUCUCGACUUAUUGGGCUCUGUGAAGCUUCCUAUUUUUUGGGGGAGAAUUAAUUGGAAUCGUGUUGCUGACUCGACCUGAUGCCUAUUGCAUAUUCAAUGCAGCAUCAGAGCUUAUUCUAUUACAAAAGAGCAGGUUGAAAAAUUGUGGCCUGCCUCUGCCUUACGCUGACUCAACCGCCUUACUACGCUUUAGAAUCAACUUCGCAAAAUGAAAAUAUAUUGUAGCGGCAGGGACAAGUUGACUGAAAGGUUUCUCAUAUUUUGGCCUUUGCUGUGACCUGAAUUUUUGCUUGUUUGCUGUGUUCGACAGGCCUGCUUGCACUAGCUGAACCAUGUUUUUUUGCACAGUAUUAAGAAAAAAAGAUGGCUUGGGUAUUUAUUGAGAUAUUAACUGUGGGAAAACAUCCUGGACCAUUCUCAAGAGGUUUGUAGGUCUGAAAUUUGAUUUUUGUGUUUGUGUUGGUGUUCUGUUACUCGAACAAAUAUAUUCAAAAGGUUUCUCAUAAAUGCCAAAAUUAUCAUUCACUAAAGCAUUUUGCACACACAAAAAUAAGAUCAUGGUAAUGUCACUUUUAUAAAUGUACAUGCAAUUAAAACAAAAGUACUCUAAAUAUUUACUAAUAUCUGUAUUAUCUUUUAGUACAAUAUAAUCAAGUACAAUUGAUCAAAUAUUCCAGGUUGUAUGAAAAGAUUUGAAACUAACAUUAAUCAUUGUUUACAAAAAUGUAGAAAAUUGUUAAGAAGUGUUUACAAAUUCCACAUCUAAUUUUCAGUGAUGAUCUUAGUACACUUAAGGUCAUCAUUCCAUAUUUUGUAUUUCACUAUAUACAUUGUGGCAAUCAUCUCAGAGGACUUUAAUAACAUGGUGCUUGGUAAAUGGCUGAAUCUCACACUUAGUGUUAUGCUGGGGUUUUGACUGCAGUGAUAGUCAAGCUGAAUUAAAUGCCCAUAUCAUCCAUUCUGCAGUUGCCUACAUUCCAGAGACACAUGAUUUCUCCCAUUUGCCGAACGUGUUUAAUGCAAAGGUUAUUCUCAUGUUAAUGUUCUGUACAGAUUGGCUGAUUUAUUUUUGAAUUACUGUAAUUUGUGAUCGCUGAGUUCAGUAUGUUCCCCAGAAUGUCUAGUAUGAAAAGGGUAUACCAUUGAUACUCCUAAACCUUGUACAUCUCUCAUAAAGCUUGUCAGUAUGAUUUUAUUUUGUAAAUCCUCAGUUAUUUUAAAUGCAAUAAUGGAAGUUAUAGAGCCGUCUGGUUUUCAAUAAAUUUAGGUGCCAAAAAUGCCA
Myxocyprinus asiaticus (Chinese sucker) is the source of this 4081-nucleotide messenger RNA. Its product is annotated as sorting nexin-17-like. Gene Ontology annotation, biological process: intracellular protein transport; signal transduction. The record is from RefSeq and is a predicted model, not a curated record. Gene Ontology annotation, molecular function: phosphatidylinositol binding. Bases 712 to 2133 code for a protein of 473 amino acids. Lineage: Eukaryota; Metazoa; Chordata; Actinopteri; Cypriniformes; Catostomidae. Gene Ontology annotation, cellular component: early endosome. The transcript is spliced from 15 exons.